Messenger RNA from Diprion similis, 1769 nucleotides. RefSeq names its product ell-associated factor Eaf (gene Eaf). Gene Ontology annotation, molecular function: transcription elongation factor activity. NCBI's taxonomy places the organism in Eukaryota, Metazoa, Arthropoda, Insecta, Hymenoptera, Diprionidae. Gene Ontology annotation, biological process: regulation of transcription elongation by RNA polymerase II; positive regulation of DNA-templated transcription. Bases 561 to 1460 code for a protein of 299 amino acids. The record is from RefSeq and is a predicted model, not a curated record. Gene Ontology annotation, cellular component: super elongation complex. The transcript has 6 exons.
AAUCAAGUUGCAUGUAGUACAGUGAUUUGCUAAUACGAGUGUCGAGGACGAAGGAUAACUUGGAAAUUUGUGACAAUCGGAAACAUAUUCGAGGUUAUGUUUCGCUUGCGUAUUUUCCCGUUCUACGGAGUGACGUCACUUGUUACUCAUGCGAAAAUAUGUAACAACCGAAGCUGCCAGCACUUAUGAUUUUUCCUCGCGAUUUGCAAAAGAGCGCAACAAGUUCCGAUGAUCGCGACGACUUCCGUCUGCUGUAAGAUUGCCGGGCCCAGAUUUUAGAAUUUAUAUCACAGCUGACAAAGUCGACGAAGGUCGUUGUAACCAAUCAGGAGGCAGAUUUGAUCGGGAAACUUCUUUUAUCACCAGUGACAAAAAUUUCAGAAUCCCAGGUCCCCGGAUGCCAUUUUGACGCUAUCCAGUAUUCAUUCCCCUUCCUUCAAUUUGUACAUACAUACUUGUCACGCCAUGAGUGCGAGAGUUGCAGCCCGAGACUAAAAAUUGGGUCAAUGGAAUAUGUAGCGUAAAUUUCGAGAUAUUUGUGAGACGCUAUUUCCUCUGAGAUGGCCGAGAAGCUUGGCCUCGGCCCUGAGGUACGGGAGCUUAAGCUGGGUCCCAGUUUUACCAACAAGAAGUCGACCGCGUUCCAUACACUCAAGUAUGACUUCAAACCGGCCAGUGUGGAUGUAUCUAAGAUGGCACAAGUUGACGUUGGAUCGAAUAAUACCAUGACUGUAACUGUGCCACAUUUAGAUGGUGCUGGAACACCUCAUACUGUCUUCAAGGGCUCCCAGCGACCGUAUCACAAGGAGUGUGUAUUGAUAAUCGAUCGUGUCACAGGGGAAAUAACACUCGAGAAGUUGUCAUCGAAUAUACAAGUGAAAAAGACGCGAACCGAGCCUAAGAGUCAAUCAUUCCUGAGUAUCCCCGGGCAAAACAGCAACAACCGACCUUUCACGCCAGUUGAAAACAAGAAAAGCCCGACUCACGGUAGGGCCAAUGGAAGAACCAAAGUGGCUACUGGGAGAAAGAAGGAACCUAUGGUUCAGCUACAUCCAAAACAACACAGCCCUCUUCAGGCGUCACCUUAUCAUGGAAAAAGCCCCCCAAACAUACCUAGUAACAGUUCUCCUGUACCACCUUCCAUGGCACAGUCAACCUUGGCUAGUCUUCCAAUGAUCGGUUUAGACAACGACGACUUUGCUUUGUCUUCUAUGAUGACGCCCGCUCAACCUUCGCACGGUUCGGCACCACCCAGGACUGAAACUCCGGUUAUUCAGGAAAUAACUCUGGAGGAAAGCGCUCCUGCUACCGAAAGUGAUGAACGAGCUCUCAGUGACUCAAGUUCUAGUAGCUCCAGCUCUGAUAGCUCUGACAGUGAUUCCGACACUGAAAAUAUACCAGUUCCGAUGACAACUAAUGCUUAUUCAAUCUCGUUAUUGAUCUACUUUCAGGACAUCUAAACAGUAUGUCCGCAUCUCCCUCGUUGUCAAUGCCCGAUAAUUUGCUUAACGAUGAUCUACAAUUGUCUGAAUCUGGAUCGGAGAGUGACUAAAAAUGUUAUCUCGCUUAUUUAUCAUCUCUUGACUUGAAUUGGGGAGAGAGGGCAGUAAAGACGCGAGUUUCACUAUAUCGGUCAUUGUGGAAGCCAGCAGUUCAAAUUUUUGAGUUCAAAUUUUUGUAGCUGACAACCACAACAUAAUAUUGGAUGAAAGAAAUUACUUUAUAAAUAUGUACAAAGCCUCAUGUAAUGAAUGAAUUAAAUGAAUUGU